CAAGAUGGAGAACAAACGUAUUCAAUAUUUAUUGAUUUUUACAGUAAUAUUUGCAAUUGCAGAAUGCAAAGUGUUUACAAGGUGUCAACUGACAAGAGAACUUCUAAGGAAUAACUUCCCAAGAACUUUUAUCAGCAACUGGGUGUGCAUGAUAGAACAUGAAAGCGAUAGAAAUACCGCGGCAGUUGUUACUAAAUCUUCAAGAAAGAAAUUUUACGGACUGUUCCAAAUAGGAAGCGAAUUUUGUAAAGAGGGUCGAAAAGGUGGAAAAUGUGAUAUUACUUGUGAAGCUCUCCUAGAUGAAGACAUUAAAGAAGAUAGCUUGUGUGCACAAAAAGUUUUUGAUCAGGAAGGUUUUAAAUAUUGGUCCAAAUGGGGGACAAGGUGCAAAGGACAGACUUUACCCGAUGUUGAAAAAUGUCCAGAAUGGCUUAAUCUGUAAACAAUUUAUCAAACACAAUUUUAAAUAUAAAUAUUUUUAUCAUUAUUAAAAAC
Molecule: messenger RNA, 495 nt
Organism: Papilio machaon (common yellow swallowtail)
Lineage: Eukaryota; Metazoa; Arthropoda; Insecta; Lepidoptera; Papilionidae
Product: lysozyme
Exons: 5
Coding region: 5-442 (145 amino acids)
Source: RefSeq, a predicted model, not a curated record